AAUGAAACUGAGGUAAAUAAAUAAAGAACGGUCAGAGGACGUAGAAAAGGAGUAAGAAAUUAAUCCUUUUCACUCAAAAAAGUUAAUGUAGGAUUACGCAAAAUUUUAUCAUAAUUUAUAAAUAUUAUUCUCUUAAUUCAAGCAGAAAGAGAAUUUUUUCCCCUUCUCCUAAGUUGCGAAUCAUGAACCGACUUGUGCAUUUAUCAAAACUGAGGCAGCCACUAAGUCAAAAUAUUAGCAGACUAGUUUCCUCCAAGGCAACAACAGAUCAAUUUCAUUGUCCAGAUGCUACUCCUGAAGAAAUUCGUCUUGUGAAUGAAAGAAUUAAAUUAAGAAAAGCUUUGAGGGCAGAAUACUUGAGAAAAGUUACUGAUCCCCAUUCUACUGAACCUAUAGUUUUUGAUCCUCUUAUGCAAAGAUAUUAUUCGAUGCACAUGACUCUAACAGAUAGAUUUAUACCAACUUUUAAAAAUUGGUGUCAAUACAUGCUUACUUGUAUUAUCCCAAUUGUACUUUUUGGUAUUUAUCUGCAGCGGUCAGGGGAGAAAUUUGAGAAAAAAAUUCGAAGUGGAGAAGUUGAAUAUAAAGAUCGCUUAUUCAAGUACCAGUAAUGAAGAUGCGGUUGGACAUGUCAUUUUCAUUAUGGAUCUUAAGUAGAAUAUCUGUAUUUAAAGGUCCUGCAUAGCAAAAUUGUUGAACUUUGUUUCUCACAGACUAAGUUUUUUUGUUCAUAUUUCUGAAUAAAUAUGUGAAAUAUGAUGAA
Messenger RNA from Argiope bruennichi, 763 nucleotides. RefSeq lists its product as uncharacterized. Gene Ontology annotation, cellular component: mitochondrion. Bases 183 to 611 code for a protein of 142 amino acids. The transcript is spliced from 4 exons. Lineage: Eukaryota; Metazoa; Arthropoda; Arachnida; Araneae; Araneidae. The record is from RefSeq and is a predicted model, not a curated record.